AUGAGCGUGGUUCCCAAGGACUCGGACCCGCCGGUUAAGACCCAGGAGACUGCGAUCGAUCAGGAUAGGUUAGUCAAAACAAAACAGGAUUGGCCUAAACUUUACAAGCUUCUAAUUGGUCCAAGUUUCCGACCGAUCGGAUAAUUUACUAGUGAUUCGAAGCCAGUUUAGUCCUAAUCCAAGACUUUGAGCAAAUCCUGAAUCAUUGUUCACAAAGAGCAUUACAAAUUUAACGGAAGUCAUUCGAAAAGUACUGUAAACAAUGUAAUAGAGGGGCAUGACAAUACCGUUCAUUCAAGACAAUAUAUCUCAGUUACUGGUAAAGGAGUCAAAAUGUUGUAAACUAAUAAAAUGUUUAUUAGGAAUUUGUGUACAUUUUAUUAGUUGACAACUUUUUGAUAUAUACACAAACAGCGGAGAUAUGUACAUCGUUUUCCAGCAAACGCUCGCCCUUACACGAACGCUCGACGACAUGGAGCGCCAUCUGGAUCCUGAGUAUAAUGCAGUUCGUGGACGGUCUCCAGUUCUCCGUCUACUACAUGUCCAUGUGGCCGUAUCUUUCCGGCCACGACAAAACUGCCGACAUGGACUUUCUUGGAUGGGUCGUCGCCGCGUGCAGUCUCGGCUGCAGUAUUGUGAGUGCUUUUUCUAAAACGCUUAUUAAAUUGUCAACAAAAUUGCAGUCAUGUCCCCUCUACGGCUACUGGAACCAAAAAACGCUCUCAUGCAAAUGGCCCACCAUUUGCGGUUUCCUAAUCGCCGCACUCGGACAAGUGAUGUACGGAGCGGCGAGUGAAAUUCAGGAGAACGCAAAAUGGUACAUGCUCGCGGCCCGAUUGAUAACCGGAUUGGGAACGGGCAAUACGGCCGUCAUGAAGGCCUACUCGGCCACGGCUUCCGCUCCGAAGGACCGCCUCAAAGCGAUUUCGUAUGGAAUCGCCGGCACCGUACUCGGCGUCUCUUUUGGACCCGUCAUUUCGGUGAGGUUCACUUGUUUUUGUGACUAUGAUCUCAAUUUAACCGAAUGCGAAUCCAUUCAGGCCGCAUUCACUCCGAUCGGCGAGAAAGGUGUGACUCUAUGGAUGGUCCGACUGAACAUGUACACCUCCGUCGCCUACCUCAUGGCGCUCAUCUGCAUCACCGUCUCGGCGGUCAUGUUCUUCUUUUUCACCGAGGACUAUGCCGGAAUAAUCGAGAAGGAGACUCACGACGAGAAAAGUGAGUUCGAGACAACACAAUAACAUGUUAGACGUGAGAGUGUUCUCAGAUAAUAGCACUAUAAUCGUCCCGAAAUACGAUAUGAUGCCAGCGUUGAUUUGCAUCUAUCUCAACAUGAUCAUCACGAGUAUCGCUACUAAUAUUGAAGUGUAAGAUUCAAAUAUUGCCUCGAGACUCACUAAAUGAUUCCAGAAUCUCUACCCCGCUCACCACUGUUCUCUAUAACUGGAAGGACUCGGACGCGAUUCUCUACAACGGAAUUCUCGAAUUCUUUGCUUGCAUUCUGGCCGUCCUUGUCAACUUUGCCUUUGCGAAAUCAUGGAUUGGAAAUGUGUACGUGCCCGGGAAACAAAAAACGAUGAAUCGGAAUAGGUUUCUAGGGAUCGAAGGCGGCAAAUAGUGAUCGGAAUCGUUUUGUUCAUCGGUUUCAACGUGGUCAUUUAUCCGUGGUCUUUCUAUCCGGGACCACUCGAUUUUCUGCCUCCAGGUUUGUUCACAUUGCCUCUGUACACAGAGUUACCAUAUAACCCGUGAGACUACUAUACCGUCUUAUUCAAAAUGAUGUAUCUCAGCUGGUUGUGAUGAUAUCAAAAAGUGACCAACUAGUAAAAUGUACAAAAUGUCUUAGUGCAAAAAUUUGUAGUUGACAACUUUUUGACAUCUCUACAGGCAGCUGAGAUAUAUCGUUUUGAAUAAACGGUACUCGAGGUGCCGCUUUAGAGAAGUGAUUCUCAAGCAAAAUUCUUUUUGAACAAACGUGCUAGAAAAUUAGGCUACACAGACUGUAAUAUGAUAAUUUUUACUAAAAACGAUAGCUUUUUGACACUCCUUUGUUUAGGAAUGAACACGAGCGAAGUGGGCGGCUGUCUGCAUUCGUACACGUGGUGCAGCGGGACCACCCGAGUGCCCAUGGUCCUCUACAUCUUCGUCUUCGUCUUCUUCUUCGGCAUCGCGUUCCCGUGUGUCGAGUCGCCCGCCUGUGCCCUCUACUCGGAAAUACUGGGACCACGGAAGCAGGGGACCAUGCAGGGACUGUUCACUUUCGGCGGAACCGCCACUCCUUGCAUAGCUUCCAUCCUUCUCACGUAAGUUUGGAAAAAAGUUCUGAAGUUGCGAACUUUUACCGACUUUGUAUGGCUCUCAAGAAACUUGGUCCUUUUCAGAUAUCUGUUCCAACACUCUGGCUACCGGUACGUGGUCCUUUUCCAGUUCACGAGUCUCUUCAUCGCUCUCCUUCUCGUCCUUUUCUACUACAAUCGAUUGGUUCCGUUGAAGUUGCGGGAAGUGUCGAGGGGCAAUGUGAAAACCGAAGAGGACAGUCCUUUUUGA
Molecule: messenger RNA, 2547 nt
Organism: Caenorhabditis sp. 36 PRJEB53466
Lineage: Eukaryota; Metazoa; Nematoda; Chromadorea; Rhabditida; Rhabditidae
Source: the annotation of a GenBank genome assembly